Molecule: messenger RNA, 615 nt
Organism: Lathyrus oleraceus (garden pea)
Lineage: Eukaryota; Viridiplantae; Streptophyta; Magnoliopsida; Fabales; Fabaceae
Product: eukaryotic translation initiation factor 4 gamma-like
Exons: 2
Coding region: 1-615 (204 amino acids)
Source: RefSeq, a predicted model, not a curated record
AUGGAUUGGCUACCUGAAUAUCCACCCAAUUUCAUGAAGAGAAUGCGAGAACCAUCUGAAAGAAAGUCAAAGAAGAAAACUCAGAAGCUGGGGGAACCAUCUGUAUCCAUACCACCUGUGCCUCUGGUCUCCUCCUCCUCUCCAAGUAAGUCUCAACCCUCUGAAUCUCCUACUUUAAUUUUAAGAAACGACUUUAUCAAAGAAGCUGGAGAGAGGUUACAGGCUCGUCUAACCAGAGAGGAAAAAGGGAGAGCUCGCAGAGAAGCUGAGGAAAAGGCUCACUUAGAAGAAGAAGAGAAAGCAAGAGAAGCUGCAGAAAAGCCCGCCGAUGAGGCUGCUGCUGCUGCUGAAGUUGAAGCCAAAGCCAAGGCUGACACUGAAGAAGCAACACACAUUAUUGCGGAAGAAGCUGCCAAGGCUAAGGACACUGAUCUGACACAGGGGGAGUCAUCUCACUCUGAUUUUGCUCCACUUGUGUUGAAGACUCUAGAGGAACUACAGAAAAAGCAACAGAUUAUGAGAGCCAUACUGGAUCAACAGGACUCUGUCAACUCCAACAUUCAGAAUUUGCUGACUCAGCUGUUGCAGAGGAUGCCUCCUCCUCAGAACCCUUAG